Messenger RNA from Panicum virgatum (switchgrass), 1443 nucleotides. Its product is annotated as ATPase GET3B-like. Gene Ontology annotation, biological process: post-translational protein targeting to endoplasmic reticulum membrane. The record is from RefSeq and is a predicted model, not a curated record. The transcript is spliced from 11 exons. Gene Ontology annotation, cellular component: GET complex. Gene Ontology annotation, molecular function: ATP binding; ATP hydrolysis activity. Lineage: Eukaryota; Viridiplantae; Streptophyta; Magnoliopsida; Poales; Poaceae. The coding region runs from base 55 to 1161 and encodes 368 amino acids.
CAAAAGGCGCAACCCAAAGUCCCAAACGCUAAACCCACCACCGGCAAAACCAAAAUGGCGGCUCUCCUAAACCCUACGUCCCGGCGACUUGCCACCGCUGCCUGCCGCCGGAUCUCGACGCCGGCGGCAGCGGAUCCCCUUGUGUCUCACCGGAAGUUCCAAGAGAGAUGCAGUUCCAGUCUGGUGGAUGUGAGUGGCAGGUUCAGUGAGAUGCUUGAUGCUACGCAAAGGUACUACGUGGUUGGAGGCAAGGGCGGUGUUGGGAAGACCAGCAUGGCAGCGGCACUUGCUGUGAAGUUUGCCAACCAAGGAGAACCAACACUCAUCGUCUCCACGAACCCAACACGAUCACUGGGUGAUUCAUUUGAACAAGACAUGAGCGACAGCAAAGCUGUACGUAUUGAUGGAUUUGACUCCCUUUUUGCAACCGAGAUUAGCCGUGUGAAGUUAGAGGGGGGACCAGGUGUUGGAUCUUUUAUCAACAGUUUGAUGGGAAGUAUGGGGCUUGGAACACUUGCUGAUCUGUCUAUGCUCAAUGAGACGCUGAGUAGAUUCCCCCCGGGACUUGAAGAAGCAUAUGCACUAUCAGAGCUGAUAAAAUCAAUCGAAUUGCAAGGGACUGAUAAAUUUAGGCGUAUAGUGCUGGAUGCUCCGUCCACUGGACAUACACUUAAGCUUUUGUCAGCUAAUAAUUGGAUUGAAAAAUUCCUCGGUAUAGCCAUUAAGGGUGUAAAUGCCGCUUCAUCCAUGCCAAUCUUCAAAUCGUCUCUUGAGAAAUGGCAAGAAAUUUCUUCGGGGCUAGAGAAACUAAGGCAGCAGAUUGCCAGAGUGCAUGAGCUUUUGGUUGAUCCACGAUCAACGGAAUUCAUCAUUGUCACAAUUCCAACGAUGAUGGCAGUUAGCGAGUCAUCAAGAUUCCACUCAUCUUUAAAGAAGUAUGGUGCACACACAAGAAGGCUUGUCGUAAAUCAAGUGCUACCACCGUCUGCAUCCGACUGCAGAUUCUGUGCUGCAAAACGGAGGGAACAAGCACGCGCCUUCAGUGCGAUAAGGGAGGACCGCGAACUCAGGGGCUUGAAGCUGAUCCAGGCUCCGCUCCUUGAUGUGGAGUUGAAAGGCGUCCCUGCACUUCGAUUCCUGAGCGAUUCAGUGUGGAAAUAGCUGACACCUUAGAAACCUUUUUCAUCGGCAUUUCUUCUUCUGAAUUUCAUCUUACUGGUACCUACUACUAUGGCCCACUUGUGACGCACAAAAGUAUGGUUAAGCCUGGACACCAGAAGAUAUGCACACCAGAAUCACAUUGUUCAGGUUGUAGAGCUGUAGACGCUUGCGUACCAGCAGAGAACCCAGGCUUGCUUAACACACGUUUGUUACCAGUGUUUGUUCCCAGAAACCUGAAGGGGAUAAGAUUGAACGACCCAGCAGCGGGCCUUUUGUCUGCCA